GGCUUGUGUGGGGGCAGCUAAGCAGGACCUACGGCUCAUGUGUCGGAUGGAUUCAUUCCAGUUGCUCUCGCUGGCUGCUGCCACAGUGGAUUUGCCUCUGUGCAACAGGGAGCUGGAGCUAAACCUCCUCUGUGCAUGAAAACACUCUGCAAACAUGGCUGGUAAAAUUCAGAGUCUGACUGAGGAGGAGAGGACCCACCUACUCCCCCUUCUACGCAAUGCUCAGUGGGUGGAGGUUGUGGGGCGGGACGCCAUUUACAAAGAGUUUAUUUUUAAAGACUUCAAUCAGGCUUUUGGUUUCAUGUCCAGAGUGGCUUUACAAGCAGAGAAGAUGGACCAUCACCCUGAGUGGUUCAAUGUCUAUAAUAAGGUCCAGAUCACUCUCAGCACACAUGACUGUGGAGGCCUGUCCCAGCGAGACAUCACUUUGGCCACCUUCAUUGACCAGGCAUCACUGAUGUGAGCAGCACACAUUAUCAGUCAUUUCAACAGUUAACUUGAAGGGGUGGAUAUCACAGCCUUUCACUGAUUCAUUCCGCUGAGGAUGUGACCUGCAAAUCCAAAGAAUAGGAGUCAGUUACUUCCCAUAUGUUGUGAAUAGCAUCGCUGUACAUGUUAAACUGCAAAGGGUCUACUGUGUUCAUAAAAGUAUGUUGUUGUUGUUGUUGGUUUGCACUUGGUGAAUAAAUGGGAUUACUGGCCAAAAGAAAAA
Molecule: messenger RNA, 712 nt
Organism: Scatophagus argus
Lineage: Eukaryota; Metazoa; Chordata; Actinopteri; Scatophagidae
Gene: pcbd1
Product: pterin-4 alpha-carbinolamine dehydratase/dimerization cofactor of hepatocyte nuclear factor 1 alpha
Exons: 4
Coding region: 155-463 (102 amino acids)
Biological process (GO): tetrahydrobiopterin biosynthetic process
Molecular function (GO): 4-alpha-hydroxytetrahydrobiopterin dehydratase activity
Source: RefSeq, a predicted model, not a curated record